AUGGGCUGGGGAAACGAUCGUGAUGCUAGAGUAUUUCGAAAAAGCACAAUAUGGUGGAAUAUUUUAGAAAAUAAUGGCUCUAUACUUCUCCCCAAUCGCCAUAUUUUAGGCAAUGGAGCAUAUCCAUUAACCGAAAAAGUUAUGGUGCCAUAUAAGGAUAAUGGUCACCUAACACAAAAUCAAAAGAAUUUAAAUAAGAUUUUAAGCAGUUCACGUGUGGUCAUAGAACAAGCUUUUGGAAAACUAUUCGGGAGAUUUCGAAAAUAUAGACAUAUGGAUGUAUAUCAUAAAUCGUACUGUGGUAAGAUUAUCACCACUGCUUGUUUUCUACACAAUAUUUGUAUGACAACUGGAGAUGACUUUAAUUCCGAGCCUUAUGUGUCUGAAAAUGAGAUAGGAGGUGAUCUACAUGAAGAUGGGACUAGAAGCGGAGUAUUAAAAUGUAAUGCAAUUUGCAAUGCAUGA
This is a messenger RNA of Diuraphis noxia (Russian wheat aphid), 465 nucleotides long. RefSeq lists its product as uncharacterized. NCBI's taxonomy places the organism in Eukaryota, Metazoa, Arthropoda, Insecta, Hemiptera, Aphididae. The record is from RefSeq and is a predicted model, not a curated record.